This is a messenger RNA of Prionailurus viverrinus (fishing cat), 1353 nucleotides long. Its product is annotated as splicing factor, proline- and glutamine-rich-like. The record is from RefSeq and is a predicted model, not a curated record. The transcript is spliced from 3 exons. Lineage: Eukaryota; Metazoa; Chordata; Mammalia; Carnivora; Felidae. Bases 358 to 1218 code for a protein of 286 amino acids.
AUGUUCCUGCCUGUCUCUGGUCAUGCUUUCAAGCCCUCACUGUCCAUUCAAGCUGAAGCCCCGUGGGGCCCUCUGUGGGAACCAGGGGACCGAGGCCCAUUGUCUGGGCCCGCUCCCGGCCCCAGUUGACAAUCCCCUCCCCAUACCCGUCCUCACACAGCCCCAGGUGGACCAGCUCAGCCCACUGGAGUUGAGCCAGUCCUGAGUGGGACCUCCUGGGGCAGUCCUGCGGCCGCUUCCCAUGCCCGUCCCUCCUCCACCUCCCCCAUCACCCCACCCCGCCCUGCCGCCUCCCUGGAAGUGGGGAGCUGCUGGCCAGACCGUGAACCAUGGGCAAGGAGCUGGGGACCACUAUCCAUGGAGAGCUUCCAAAUGACUGCAGAAUCUGACCCACCCUGCCUGGGUCUGGGAAUGAGCCUGGUGGGUUGGGAGUCCCCUCCCCUUCGUACUCCCACUGCGGGUUUCCCAACCCAGCAGGUCAGAAGGCUCGGCCCUGUCUACCCCACCCCUUUCCACCCCUCCCAGGACCAAUGCCUUCCAGACAGGACUGUUCCUGGCAGGGACCCCAGGCCUCCACUCCAGGCUGUCCUCCAUACUGCACCUAGAGCAACCGCACUCCUGCAUCUGACCGCACCCCCAGACCCUACCCCACCAAGCCAGCAUCUGUUCCGCCGGCCCUGCAAGCCUCCGGGUGGCCCCGCGUUGUGGGGAGAGAACGGGCCUGGGCCUGGAGGAGGGCCUGCUGGCCUGGCCGCCGCCUCCACCGCCCCCAGCCCAGCUCCUCGGCCUCCCGAGGGCGUGAGCCCCGGCUGGGCUGCGGGCGCCCCCGGGUGCAGCACGCCCGCCUCCGCAGUCGCGGGCGGACCCCAGCGCCCGCACCGGCGGGCGUCCCCGCCGCCCGCCCUCGCGGAGCACUGCCGAGACCUGCCCUGUGUCUGCCGCCGGGGGCGGGGCCUGCAGGCCGGGGGCGGGGCGCGUCUCACUCCCGGGCCCGCGACCCGCCGCGCAGUCUCCGCGCUCCGAGCCGCCGCCCCCACCCCCCCGCGCCCGGACUCCGACGCGUGGCCGGGGGCUCACAUCCGCCAGGCACUCCCGGAAAGAGGGGCCCCUCCUCCGCCCGCCGCCCGCGCGUGGGGGCCGGACCUGUGUCGGGAGAAUCAGCCUCCUCAGAAGGCUGGGACCUCACCACGGGCCCAGGGGCAGCCUGCGGGCACGUGAGGCUCCCACCAAAAUACCGGGCCUGGCCUCUCCCCUCCCUGACUGCUCUGGAAACCCAGCUGGUCAGAGCCACUGCCAGGGGCGGCUGCAAGGACGGGUGACAGGCCCUUGCUGAUCCAGCGUGGGCCAGACCGG